Molecule: messenger RNA, 1093 nt
Organism: Electrophorus electricus (electric eel)
Lineage: Eukaryota; Metazoa; Chordata; Actinopteri; Gymnotiformes; Gymnotidae
Gene: glrx
Product: glutaredoxin (thioltransferase)
Cellular component (GO): mitochondrion
Molecular function (GO): glutathione disulfide oxidoreductase activity
Source: RefSeq, a predicted model, not a curated record
CCUAAAGUAAAACAUGGACGUCUUUGAUAUGGCCGCUUAAAAAGAGAUAGGACGCGUCGGUAAACCCUCCUCUGAGGGGGUGUGUUAGACGGACGACCUUUUGCUGGCUUGUUACUUCCAACACUCGUUUUCAACCGGACCGGAAAUCGUCUGAAUUAUCCAAGCCGAGGAAACUGCUCCAAUGGCUCAGGAGUUUGUGAAAGCGCAAAUAAAAGGAGACAGAGUUGUCCUGUUUCUGAAGCCGUCGUGCCCGUACUGCACACUGGCCAAAGAUGUAUUGUCGAAGUACAAUUUUAAACCUGGACACCUGGAGCUUGUCGACAUAAGUGCACGGGAGGACAUGAGCAGCAUACAAGACUAUUUGCAGGAGAUUACAGGCGCUCGAACCGUGCCUCGCGUGUUUAUAGGGGAAACGUGUAUCGGCGGAGGCAGCGAUGUGGCAGAGCUGGACAGAAAGGGCCAACUGGACGGCAUGCUGCGUCAUAUUAAAGUACUGCAGUGACGACACAGGAGACGGAGGGAGGUCACAUGAUGCUGCAGCGGGACUUGCGCACUUGCCUCCGGCGUCGCUGGUACUCGCUGAGCUCCUGCAGAUAGCCCCGGGAUGGCCACCGCAGAUGCUCCACCUGCUCCCGCUCCUCCUCUGCUCAACAGUAGCAUGGUGACCGUGCAGAAACCAUGGCAACAACACAUCCCCAAUACCUAUAUGGGCGGUGGUGUUCCUCUCCACCCUUCACUUCCUGCUUUUUAUGUAAUAUUAACCGCUUAAAAGAGAAUAGCCACAAUAGUGUAAAACAUAAAGCAUUUGAAAUGUUUAACGUUCGCACGCUUGUUGGAUAUGUAGACGGUCAAAUCAGUGCAUCCCACUUUAUUUGCCUCAUCUGUACUUUUUAAAAUAACCUAAUUUGUUUCCAUUCUUGGUGUUGCGUAAUAGCUUGCAUGCUUACUUGUUUAUAUGGCAGUGUAUGUAUCUAGGGGAACAGCUUGAAAUCAUAGAAGCAAGAGCUGGAGACAUUGUCUUGAGAUAAUAUGCACCCCCAGCAGGAGUUCUGCACUCUGAAUUGUAUUAGAAAUAUAUUUUCCCCCCACAAAA